UUGAAUUUCCAAUUUCUCCACACUACAAAGUUCAUGCAACGCUGAUUUUUUUUUUUUUUUUUCUGUUUCAAUUUGUUGAUGCAAAUCUCUGCCAUGGAAAAACCGAAAGCAAAACGCUUUAAGAUUCUUCAAUUUCUCAUUUUCCAUUUUUCCUUUUUGAUUUUCUUAUCGUCCUCUAUGGAGUUCGAGAAUCCGAAAGUUUCUACAGUUCCGGGGGUUUCGAAUUUGGAUUUUCGGUAUUCGAGCCUUUGAUUUGCUGUUCUAAAGUUGAUUCCAUUAUAAUUUUGUUCUUUUGCAAUUCUACUUUCGCUUACUUUUUCUUUAUUGACGCUUGUCGUCUAUAUCUAUGGCUGUUGUGUUUUCCCUUUUGUUGGUGUUUCCUUGUACGAUAAGAAAUCCGCCAUUCCCCAAGUUUUCUGUUUUCAUGCCCUAUGUCCUACCAGUUUUUGCAUCUAAGUUGCUUGUGAAAAUAAUUGAGCUCACCGUUUCAAUUGCUUUGUGUUGUCUUCUAUGGUUCUUUCUUGGAGUAAUUGAAAGUGGUUUUCACUAUGGAAUCGUUGAAAUUUGUGGUUUCUUGGAGAUUUUUUCUUGUUCUGUUGCUUUCUUCAGCAGCGGUGAGUUCAGUGAUUGGUAUCGGAGUGAACUGGGGAACUCAGGCUACUCAUCCGUUGCCGCCAGGGACGGUGGUGAAGAUGCUGAAGGAUAACGGGAUUCAGAAGGUUAAGCUUUUUGAUGCCGAUCCUGUAGUUCUAAAGGCUCUUGGCAAAUCGGGGAUUGAAGUGAUGGUGGGAAUUCCAAACGAUUUGCUCUACAGCUUGGCUAAUAGCAUCCAAUCAGCUGAAAACUGGGUUGCUAAAAACUUGUCUUCUUAUAUUUCAUCUGGCAGUGUGGAUAUAAGGUAUGUUGCAGUUGGGAAUGAACCGUUUUUGAAAACAUUCAACGGAAGCUUUAUAGGAACUACUUUUCCUGCUCUCCAAAAUGUCCAAGCCGCCAUUGUUAAGGCUGGUUUAAGCAAUCGGGUAAAAGUAACAGUGCCUAUGAAUGCUGAUGUUUAUCAAACUUCCACAGGUCUCCCUUCAGGCGGCGACUUUCGUUCUGAUAUUCGUGACCUUAUGCUCUCCAUUGUCAAGUUCUUGAGCGACAGUGCAUCCCCUUUUACUGUUAAUAUCUACCCUUUCAUUAGCCUUUAUGAAGAUCCCAGUUUCCCAAUUGACUAUGCCUUCUUUGAUGGUUUCUCGCAUGCUUUGAACGAUAAUGGUCAAAUCUACGAAAAUGUUUUUACUGCCAACUACGAUACCCUUGUUUCGUCUUUACAGAAAAAUGGCUUCCCUAACAUGUCCAUAAUCGUUGGAGAGAUUGGAUGGCCAACAGAUGGAGAUCGGAACGCGAAUCUGCAGUUUGCCAAGAGAUUCAGCCAAGGCUUCAUUUCGCAUUUUCUUUCGGGGCAAGGAACGCCAAUGAGGCCUGGUCCUAUCGACGUCUACUUGUUUAGUCUUAUAGACGAAGAUGCUAAGAGCAUUCUGCCAGGCAAUUUCGAAAGGCAUUGGGGUCUAUUUUACUAUGAUGGUCGACCUAAAUACAUGCUUCAAAUGACAAACAGCACAAAUGGUUUGGUACCUGCAUCAAAUGUCAAGUAUCUUGCAAAAAAAUGGUGUGUCCUUGCACCAUCAGCUAGCAUCGACGAUCCACAAGUCGCCCCAAGUGUUAGCUACGCUUGCGAAAACGGUGAUUGCACGAGCCUUGGCCUCGGGACUUCCUGCGGGACUCUGGAUGCUCGCCAAAACAUCUCGUAUGCAUUCAACUCGUACUACCAGAUAAAGAAUCAGUUGGCAAGUGCUUGUAAGUUUCCACAUCUUUCAGUUAUCACAACUCAAGAUCCAUCAGUUGGAAGUUGCAAGUUUAUUGUGAUGACUCAACCUUCUGAAGUUGCUGUCAAUGAAAAAUCAAAGGCUUUGAGGCAUUCUGCUGAAUCAUUGUUGUUUUUUCUUUGUUUGUUCAUUCUGGCAGUUAUGUGAUGAACAAAAAAUACAAAACUACAGAGAUUCCUUCCAUCUCUUUAAUAUGUUUAUGCAGAUCGGAGUGAUCUCUGAGCAGUUCAAAAUUAGUAAGUUUGUAUUUCAAGUUGUAAUUUAUAUUGAAAAGUAUAGUCUACCCUUUUAAAAAUACAUUAGUUUAUUACACAA
This is a messenger RNA of Cucumis melo (muskmelon), 2183 nucleotides long. Its product is annotated as glucan endo-1,3-beta-glucosidase 5. NCBI's taxonomy places the organism in Eukaryota, Viridiplantae, Streptophyta, Magnoliopsida, Cucurbitales, Cucurbitaceae. Bases 549 to 2015 code for a protein of 488 amino acids. Gene Ontology annotation, biological process: carbohydrate metabolic process. The record is from RefSeq and is a predicted model, not a curated record. Gene Ontology annotation, molecular function: hydrolase activity, hydrolyzing O-glycosyl compounds. The transcript has 2 exons. Gene Ontology annotation, cellular component: plasma membrane.